This is a messenger RNA of Medicago truncatula (barrel medic), 870 nucleotides long. Its product is annotated as acid phosphatase 1. Gene Ontology annotation, molecular function: acid phosphatase activity. Lineage: Eukaryota; Viridiplantae; Streptophyta; Magnoliopsida; Fabales; Fabaceae. The coding region runs from base 51 to 803 and encodes 250 amino acids. The record is from RefSeq and is a predicted model, not a curated record. The transcript has 4 exons.
GGUGAGUUGACGCAAUUUUCUUAGAGCUUCCCCAAAUAAAAUCAUAAAGGAUGGCAAAACAAGGACUUCUGGUACUUUUCCUUUUGGCAUUGUUGUGCAAGGUGAUGUCUAUAAGAUCACACCACCAAAGCACAAAAGACCCAAUUGAUGGAAGCUUUUGCUUGAGUUGGAGAUUGGCAGUGGAGACAAAUAAUGAGCUUCCAUGGAGAACAGUUCCAAAUAAAUGUUCACAAUAUGUUGAAGAUUACUUGAUUCAUGGGCAGUAUGAAAGGGAUUUGGAGUUGAUAAUGGAACAAGCUUUGAAUUAUGUCAAUGGUAUAUCCCUUGUUGGUGAUGGCAUGGAUGCUUGGAUUUUAGAUGUUGAUGACACUUGCAUCUCCAACAUCUACUAUUACAAAAGCAAGAAUUAUGGGUGUGAGCCAUAUGAUCCACCUGCGUUUAGGGCAUGGGCAGUUAAAGGAUGGUGCACAGCAAUUCCUCCGGUAUUAAAGCUAUUUAACAAGUUGAUAGAUAAUGGAUUUAAGGUAAUACUCCUGACUGGAAGAGAUCAAGAAUCACUUGGUCAAGUUACUGUUGACAAUUUGCACAAUCAAGGAUUCAUUGCAUACGAAAGACUCAUUAUGAGGACAGCAGCAUAUAAAGGGCAAAGUGCAGUAAUGUAUAAAUCCAAUAUAAGGAAGCAAUUAGAGGAUGAAGGUUACAAAAUAUGGGGAAAUGUAGGGGACCAAUGGAGUGAUCUCCAAGGAAACUCUUCCGGAAACCGUACAUUCAAGCUCCCUAAUCCUAUGUAUUUUGUUCCCUAACUUCUUUAAUGUAUGUUGGGACAAUUGUUAAUUUAUUUCAGCAAAUAUAAGUAAAUGUUUUUAUUUA